Messenger RNA from Drosophila montana, 2575 nucleotides. It is a transcript of the gene btd, whose product is annotated as buttonhead. Gene Ontology annotation, molecular function: DNA-binding transcription factor activity, RNA polymerase II-specific; RNA polymerase II cis-regulatory region sequence-specific DNA binding. Lineage: Eukaryota; Metazoa; Arthropoda; Insecta; Diptera; Drosophilidae. The coding region runs from base 608 to 2488 and encodes 626 amino acids. The record is from RefSeq and is a predicted model, not a curated record. The transcript has 2 exons. Gene Ontology annotation, biological process: regulation of transcription by RNA polymerase II.
UCUCGAGCGCAGCGACUGAGGCCAGGAAGACCGAACUGACCAACAACCAACGAAACCCGCGCUCGCUUUUCUGCCUAUCAACAAAAAGACGAACGCUAACGGCAAAACGAACAACAAUUUCACCAAUUGUGAAAAGCUUAGUGUGUACGAAAUAUAACGAAACAAUAUUCGAAGUUCUUUUAAGCCGGGUUACGUGCCUGUCAUUUUGUAAAUUAUUAUUGACUAUAGCGCCAACUUCGACGUCAUCGCACUGUGCAAUUAUUAAAGUGAAAACAACAAUAGCAGCAGCGUCAAAUACACCAACAAGAAUAAAAACAGCAGCUAUAAUUAUUUGAACGCAUACGUGUAUAAAAUAUAUAAAACAAUACAAGUCAAGAGCGUGCCAUAAUUAACACAAGAGCAAUAGAAACGAAGCAUCAGCAUAAGGAGCAAAACCUGGGUAGUCGAAUAACAAUAAAAAUAACAACAACAAUAAAAAUUAUCAAAAGCCAAAACAAAAUCAAUAAACGGGAAUGUGCGAAAAUUGCUAAGCAAAAAACUUCAGCAGCAUCACCAGUCAGCAAAAUCAGCAACACCAAUUACGAUAGCAGCCAUUAAAAUUGCCAACAUGAUUGACGCCACCUGCAAUUAUUUGAAUCCCUAUACACUGUCUCAAUCAACAGCCGUACAGCAGCAACAGCAGCAGCAUCUGCAAAUACAACAACAACAGGAGCAACAGCAACCAGGUCAUGAUUUCAUUAGCACCACAUUGCUCUCCGCCUCCACGCUCACGUCCAACCGUGACUCUAAUGGCUCCUCCCCGUUGGUCUUCUACGGCAAACAAGCAAAUGCAUCACCAACAGUUUCCGCAUCCACCUCACAUCAAGUGGUGCCGCCAAUGAAAUUGGAAAUGCAAUAUCCGCCGCAGGCAUCAUCCACUGGCAGUGCAUCGGCCAACUCCAGUAUAUCACAGUCAGCAGCUUCCUCGGCAUCGGUGUCACCUAGCAUUUUCCCAUCUCCGGCGCAGUCUUUUGCUUCUAUAUCCACAAGUCCGCCGGCCGCAGGUGGCUCCUCGUCGGCCACAGCUGCAGCAGUGGCAGCUGUAGCUGCGGUUGAUUUGGGUGCCGCAGCGGUGGCAAGCGCCACCUACAGCUGGAAUACGGCUGCAUACACAGCGCUGCCAACAAGAACUCAAUUUCCGUAUGCGCAAUACGCAACUUAUGGAAAUGUGGCAACGGUAGGAGUUGCAGCGUCGGCAUCUGCCGCCUGGUUCUCACACCAAGAGCGGUUGUACCAGCCGUGGUCUUCACAAGGCUACCCAAGCUUUAAUUUUGACGAUAUCGCUUUUCAGACUCAGCUUCAGCGCCGCUCCGUACGUUGCACUUGUCCCAACUGCACCAAUGAAAUGAGCGGGCUGCCACCCAUAGUCGGUCCCGACGAGCGCGGACGCAAGCAACACAUAUGCCACAUUCCAGGCUGUGAGCGCCUUUAUGGCAAGGCUUCACACCUUAAGACCCACCUGCGUUGGCACACUGGCGAGCGACCGUUCCUAUGCCUCACGUGCGGUAAGCGUUUUUCGCGUUCCGAUGAGUUGCAACGUCAUGGACGCACCCACACCAACUAUCGGCCAUAUGCAUGUCCAAUUUGCUCCAAGAAGUUCUCUCGCAGUGAUCAUCUUAGUAAGCACAAGAAAACCCACUUCAAGGACAAGAAAACGAAAAAAGCCCUAACCGCCGAAGCCAAGGAGCAGUCUGCGGCCAUCAAGCAGGAGAAGUCCGAAAAGGCUUUUAACAAUAAAAAGGGGAUUAAGAGCAAAGCUACGACAGUAACGAUGCUCGGUAACAAUAUGCAAUUCAAACAGGAGCAGCCAGAGGCAACAAACACAGUGGGUUAUGCACCUUAUGCGAAUCUCAAUCAGCAAACAGCGAAGACAGCGGCAACGGCCGUGGUAGUAACGACUCUACCGCCACCACCGCCUCUAUUUCAGUCACAGCAGCAGAGUGAACCCUCGGCAGUCUCCAACAGUAGCAGUAGCACCAGCAGCUAUGAACCCUGGUGCACCAGCAGCAGCAACAACAGCAAUAUCCACAGCAAUAGUCGUGUCAUGGAACAAAACCAAACUACCUCAGCGAAUGCUAGACCCACAUCGGAAGGCUCAGCAAUGAUUUCCAGUAGCAUCAGCAGCAGCCAGACCCAACACUUUACAGCGCUCUCCAUGCAGAGUGAGUCGCAGCUGGCGUCGGAAUAUGGGCUAACCAUGUCCGGGCUGGCAAGUGGCGCCUGUGAUAAUAGUAGCAGCAACUGUAAUAAUUUAAGUAGUGGAUACUCUGGCCUUGUUGGUCCUAUGAAGACUGAUUAUACCGGAAACUAUCCGGCUGAAUUUUCUAGUGGCUCUGGUUAUGGUUAUGCACAUCAUCACGUCGCUCACGCCCAUGCGCACGCUCACAACCAUCACCAUCAUUACCACAAUGCGUGGACUGCCGCUUAUCAUCCACAUGCAGCGGCCUAGACUUAGCAUUAGUGCGGAUUAGUACCUAAAUAAAUCCUUGUUGCUGUUGGAUAAUUAUGAAAAAUUCAAAUCUGCAGGUUAUUAUUU